Messenger RNA from Penicillium argentinense, 1023 nucleotides. RefSeq names its product putative ubiquitin-conjugating enzyme. The transcript has 4 exons. The record is from RefSeq and is a predicted model, not a curated record. Lineage: Eukaryota; Fungi; Ascomycota; Eurotiomycetes; Eurotiales; Aspergillaceae. Bases 1 to 1023 code for a protein of 340 amino acids.
AUGUCGACUACUAGGCUACCCUGCAUUCCGUCGGUCCGGCGGCAGCAGCUGCAUCUGGAAUUUGCCAGUUUGCGGCAUGCCGCACCGCCAGGGGUUUAUGUGAGCCUCGCGCCUGGAGACCCCACGCUUUGGAAUGGUGUUAUUUUCGUCCGCUCUGGACCCUAUGCGUCUGCUGUCCUCCGCUUUCAAAUCCGCUUCCCCGACAUUUAUCCCGAUUUACCUCCCCUCGUCACCUUCGCAACCGAUAUUUUCCACCCAUUGAUCGUGCCGCUCACGACCUACACCUUCAGCACCAACUCCGCGAGCGAUAACCCAGUCAGCGCGACGGACGAUGAACGCCUACCCCCAGGUGGAUUCAGCCUUCGCCAUGGCUUCCCGCAUUGGUUUGGCAGGGAAGACCGAAAAGGUGCUACAUCUGGAGCAUCGUCCCGGAAUGUAAGCGGGAAAAGCGCGGGCACAUUGUCUGCCAGUGGUGCCGAAGGGACAAAGUUCAAUGAUAUGAACCCGAACGACGAAGAACUUUCGGGCGUGCCUGAAACCUCGCAAGCUGACAAGCCGGUCGAGGGCGAAGAAAGCUCAGAAUCCAAAGAGGAGACCACUCGAAUCUCCCAAGUCCCCUCUGCAGAUCGAUUUGCUCAGCCUCGGAAGGUAGUUCCCGUCGCUGAGCUUCUGGAGUAUAUCAGGUCAACCUUCGAUGAUGAGGAGGUAUUGGACUCGUUGGACGUUGAUGCUGCAGGGAACCCGGGGGCGUGGCACGCGUGGAAGGCUCAUCGAAGAGGUGGACACAGUCCUGGCCAUGUGAAGCAGGGAAGCCCGCAGGCUCGGCUCCCUGGCGAUUGGCAUUGGGAUGGCAUCUGGGCUCGUCGAGUGGAGGCCGAAAUCGAGAACAGUCAUUCGGAACCAAUGCUGUUUGGCAAUGCUUCUCGAGGGACGGAUGACAUGAUACGAUUCUCGAGGUUGGACGACGCGACUUUGAAUUCGUUGAAGGAGAUGAUGGCAUCGGUGGCCAACGUACAUAAAUAA